Molecule: messenger RNA, 1343 nt
Organism: Gastrolobium bilobum
Lineage: Eukaryota; Viridiplantae; Streptophyta; Magnoliopsida; Fabales; Fabaceae
Product: patatin-like protein 7
Exons: 2
Coding region: 34-1338 (434 amino acids)
Biological process (GO): lipid metabolic process
Source: RefSeq, a predicted model, not a curated record
CUCUCUAAAAAAACCUUCACUGAAAUUGCAGAAAUGGCGGCACUGAACAUGAUUGACUCUACCUUCGAAGUUGACAAGCUCACCUACGAAAUCUUCUCCAUCUUGGAGAACAAGUUCCUCUUCGGCUACGGCGACACCGAGAAUCCCAAGAAUUCAGUUCCCAAUUCCACUCAAUUUCCCCCAAAAGACGCGAAACCAGCCAAACAAGCCGCCGGCAAGGUCAGGAUCCUCUGCAUUGACGGCGCCGGAGCUACCGACGGCAUCCUCGCCGCCAAGUCCCUCGCUCACCUCGAGGACUGCCUUCGCCGCAAGUCCGGCAACCCGAACGCGCACGUGGCCGCCUAUUUCGACGCCGUCGCAGGCUCCGGCGUCGGCGGAAUCCUCGCGGCGCUGCUCUUCACCCGCGGCCGUGACGGCCUCCCUAUGUUCACCGCCGACGAGGCGCUGAAGUUCAUGAUCGACAACCGCCGCAAGAUCUCCCCGUCGUCGGGGAUUCUCCGGCGGUUUCUCCGGCCGGCAUCGUCGAAGGCGGAGAAGCUGUUCCGGAAGACGUUCGGCGAGUGCACGCUGAAGGACACUCUGAAGCCGGUUCUGAUCCCCUGCUACGACCUCAACACUCGCGCGCCGUUCGUUUUCUCCCGCGCCGACGCCCUGGAAAUCGACGGCUACGAUUUCAAGAUGCGCGACGUGUGUGCUGCCACGUCAGCAGACCCCGCCAAAAUGGGCCCCACGGAUGUAAGUUCCAUCGACGGCAGGACGAAGAUCGUGGCCGUCGAUGGUGGGGUCGCGAUGAACAAUCCCACGGCUGUCGCCAUCACGCACGUGUUGAACAACAAGCACGAGUUCCCCUUCUGCAACGGCGUCUCGGACCUGUUGGUGCUGUCCCUGGGUAACGGAGAGUCAGACUUUAACGCCGUUAAGUCACCGUCAGGGUUCGUCAGGAUCGCUGGUGAAGGAGCUUCUGAUAUGGUUGAUCAAGCUGUAUCAAUGGCAUUUGGUGAGUGUCGGAUGAGCAAUUAUGUGCGGAUUCAAUCAAAUGGGAUAAUGGCGAAGGCAAACAAGUCGACGCAGGUGAAGUCUAGCAAAACGGCGUCGGAUUUGUUGGCAGUUUCGGAGGAGAUGUUGGGGCAGAAGAAUGUGGAAUCUGUUUUGUUUAAGGGAAAGAAGGUAGUGGAAAACACUAACUUGGAUAAGUUAGAGUUGUUUGGGGGAGAGUUAAUGAAGGAACAAGAGAGAAGAAAAACAAGUAUUUUACCAACGGUGGUGUUGAAGAAUGCAUCUCCCUCACCUAGAACUUCAUCUGCUACUACUUUGUCCACUUUGUCUUCAAGCAGUUAGAUUUG